Messenger RNA from Salvelinus fontinalis (brook trout), 4682 nucleotides. RefSeq names its product transmembrane protein 245 (gene tmem245). Lineage: Eukaryota; Metazoa; Chordata; Actinopteri; Salmoniformes; Salmonidae. The coding region runs from base 166 to 2820 and encodes 884 amino acids. The transcript is spliced from 16 exons. The record is from RefSeq and is a predicted model, not a curated record.
AUCAUACCUUGCGACGGUUACGUCACCACUACGUCUAGUGUUGUGUUGUUCCUCAUGUGUGAUAGCGGUAUCAAAGAUCCUGGAAACUAACGCUCCUUCUUCCGUCUGUGGUGCUAUUGGGUGGGAUCCGCAGGAGGAACGCAGACCGAGGCGGAUUCAUUGAAGAUGGCAGACGAGGAGGACUCGGGGCCGGAGGCAGAGCCGGCUCCUUUCUCUCCCGCGGAAACCCCUAGUUCCGCCCGGCCUCACUACGUCUCGUUCUCCGAGAGCGUCCAGCCAGCGGUGGGCAUGAUGAGCCAGCUACUCAGCCAACCUUCCUCCCUCAAAUUCGACAAGAACAUCAAACAGGCCUUCUACAACACAGGAGCGUUGAUUUUCGUGGCUAUCUGUUGUGGAGCGGCUGUGCUAGUCUUCUUUAUCCUGGAAGCCUUUCUGAGACCACUGCUCUGGGCCGUUCUCUGCGGGACCUUCCUCCACCCAUUCAAACACUCCCUAGCCCGGCUGGGACGCUCCUGGCUCAACGGACUGCAGGACACCGGGACGCCGAUACUCCUGGGGACGCUUCUGGUCCCGGUGUGGUGUUUCAACCACGGGGUGGAUUUCCUGGGGGGUCUGGUGCUGGAGAGGCUCACGGUGCUGCUGGUGAUCGGGGCGGGCGCGCCACUCAUCUACUUCUUUUACCUGUUCUGGAGCGUCAUUGGCAUGCAGGUGAUCAUCGGGCACGUGUGCGACGUCAUCGGGAGCGCGCUGGACUGCUUCCACUCUGUGUGGGUGAUGACAGUGGUGUUGGGGUAUGUGCUGGCGGUAGCCUGCAAAUGGAGCCCCGGUACAGAGAGAUACCUGAGAACUAUGUCUGUACCUGUCUGGACCAUACUACUCUUCUACCUGGUGUCUCUGACUGGCUCGUGGAGAGUUCCUGUGUUUGUAAUCGUGGUCACGCUCCUCAUCGUGGGCUCUCAAGAGAAACCACCUGUCCCUGGCAACUCAGGUGAGCUGUCAGGACAGGUGUUGUCGUUCGCUGCUAACACCAUCUACAUGGCCAUCUCCUGCAGUAACCUCCAUCUGGGCCCCGAGAGAGAGACCAGCACCAGCAAUGUCUCCGCAGAUGGGGUGGACUCUGUGGGCCCUGGCCCUUCCGGUCCCCCCUCUGUCUUCCCGUUCACCCGUCAGGCCCGUCCUGAGCUGGGGGGUCUCUUCCAGAAGGAGAAGGGGUCCCAAAGAGCCAGUGAUAUCUACUUUGUCCUGCUGGCCUGGGCUUUUGUACUGGUCCAAGUCUGGCUCAAUCUCUGGAUGCUACAACUACUGCCUAUCCCAGUGGCUGUGUGGGUGUUGAAGAAGCUGGUGGUACAUUUUGGUCUGAAGCGAUUCGCUGAGAAGACUCUGUCGUCAUGGUGGGUAGGACUGGAGAAGUUUGGCCAUGAGCGACAGGACGCCAUCAUGCCUGGACCAAUCAAAGGACUCGUUCAGUUCCUGCUACGGGUUGACACCAAGCUCUGGCAUUGGCUUAACAAGCAGAUGGUCAUAUGGUUGGAGCGCUCCCUGGAUAAACUCAUCAGUAUCUUCAUCAUCUUCCUGCUGGUGACAGGAACUCUACUCAUGGUUCUCCUGCUCACUGCUAUGGUUCAUCAUGAGAGUGUUCAUAUCAUAGAGGUCACCAGUAACCUUAUCAACGAGACUGUGUCCAGCCAUCCAGAAUGGGCCAAUUGGCUCCCUGAGGCCCAGGUCAUCCAGAAAGCUAUGAACUCAGCUGCCACUAACGUCUACCAGCACGGUCGAGAAUGGAUAACAUUCAAGCUCCAUAAGAUGCUUGGUGAAAAGGGGAACCACACAGCUGUCAUAGAGAAGCAGGUUCUGGAACUGUGGGACAGACUGUACCACUCCUGGUUUGUCAAGAAUGUAACCCAGACAGGAGGGCGUAACCGUAGUGGUGGUCAGAAGCUUGUCCAGAGACAGAACAGCUGGCUGGGAGAGAUCUUAGACUGGCAGGACAUCGCCUCCUUCGCUCAGGAGAACAUAGAAACACUGCUCUCUAUAGUGGAGUCUCUGUGGGUGGUGAUGAGUCGGAACGUUGGGCUGCUGAUCUCCACAACGACCACUCUCCUCACUGUCCUCUUCCACAGCGGCACAGCUCUCCUCAACUUCGCCCUCAGCCUGGUGAUAUUCCUGACCACGUUGUUCUAUCUGCUGAGUUCCAGUGGAGAGUACUACGAGCCUGUCAAAUGGGUGAUCAGCCUCACUCCUCUGUCCCAGCCCGGACCAUCCUCUAACAUCAUAGGACAGUCUGUAGAGGAGGCCAUCAGAGGGGUGUUUGAUGCCUCUCUAAAGAUGGCAGGGUUCUAUGGUCUCUACACCUGGCUGACACACACCAUCUUCGGCAUCCACAUCGUCUUCAUCCCCUCUGCCCUGGCAGCUAUCCUGGGCGCGGUGCCAUUCCUGGGGACGUACUGGGCAGCACUGCCCGCUGUGUGUGACCUGUGGCUGGCCCAGGGAGAAGGGGUCAAAGCCUUGCUACUGCUACUCUUCCAUCUGCUGCCCACCUACUUCGUAGACACAGCCAUCUACUCCGAUAUAUCAGGUGGUGGUCACCCGUAUCUGACUGGUCUAGCAGUGGCAGGAGGAGCAUACUAUCUGGGUCUGGAGGGGGCGAUCAUCGGUCCUAUCCUGCUGUGUAUCCUGGUGGUAGCCUCCAACAUCUACAGUGCCAUGCUGAUGAGUCCCAACUCUGCCCAGCCCACCCCUGUACAGUCUACCUGGCCACUACAUCCUGCCAGGUCCUUCAUGGACACCACUCCCUCGGUGCUGAAGAGGGUGAGCGAGUGAGAGGUGGAGUGUCUCCUGGUUUCUCAUUGACUGGGUGCCUGUUCCUUGGCUUCUUAUAGGCUGAUUACCUGGGAGAAGCACCCGUUCCUCCCUCGUGCUCCUCCCGAGCUCUAUGAGGUCUCCCAGGCGGAGUGGCAGGGUGUGAGGGGAGGUUACCCACAAUGCCAUCAGCCUGAUAAAGCUACCUUUCAAACCAUAGAGGAGAGACCCUCCCCUCCCCCAACACAUAUGAGACCAUAGAAAAGAUUUACAUUAGAAAUCAAAUCAAUGGUCCACAAUAUGUAUACUGGGCACACCAUAUUUAAUAUUGAAUGUCUGACACCAUAUUUAAUAUUGAAUGUUUGACACCAUAUUUAAUAUUGAAUGUCUGACACCAUAUUUAAUAUUGGAUGUUUGACACCAUAUUUAAUAUUGAAUGUCUGACACCAUAUUUAAUAUUGAAUGUUUGACACCAUAUUUAAUAUUGAAUGUUUGACACCAUAUUUAAUAUUGAAUGUUUGACACCAUAUUUAAUAUUGAAUGUUUAAUUGAUGCUCAUCACAUCUCGCUGAAUGCGGGGCCUCUUUCAGUGUUCAACACAUUCAGCGAUGGUCAAGUUUAUUGUGCCGCAAUAAGGGAUGGGACAUGUGGAUUUUAGAACAUGGGUCUGUUCUACCCAUUCUAUGUACACGUAUAAGACCCCCCAGUACCAAAUCUACAGACCUGCCUAAAGUGGGAUGUAUCUCCCCCCCCCCCCCCAAUCCUUUCUGCCCCCUCUACCUGGCACUUUUGUGAAGGUCAAAGUUCAGAAUGGGUCACACGUUGUAAGCUGCAACGGAGCAAUGAACUAACCCUGGUCCCGGAGAGCUACUGGAUGGGCAGGGUUUAGUUCCAGCCCAGCAUUAAGACAUCUGAUUCAAGUAAUGAAGGCUCUAAUAAGGGAACUAGAACCUGUACACCCGGGUGCCCUCCAGAUGCCACCAAAAUUAACAUUUAGCGCUUUUGGUUUUUAUCAUCUUUACUGUUAUCAUUAAUAUAAUGCUGUUUUAUUAUCUCUAUGGUUACAUGUUGUAUGAUGCAUUGUCAUACUUGGGAGUUCUGUUGGCGUGGCGAUGAGUACUGUAUGCAGGCACUUCCUGUGCUGAGAGGUGGAACUUCCUGUGUUGAUGUUUUUACAUUUAAAAACAGAUUAGUUUUCAGCUCAAGUUUAUGUUUUGCUCUCUAACGCACACACACACACACACGCACACACACACACACACACACACACACACACACACACACACACACACACACACACACACACACACACACACACACACACACACACACACACACACACACACACACACACACACACACACACACACACACACACACACACACACACACACACACACACACACACACACACAGGUUGAUGUCAGUGCUGCUGUAAGGUGAAUGUAGUCUGAAGGCGCUGUAGUUGUUACAUAUCACGGUAAUAAGGUAGUGGGUCCUGGCCUGUACUAACUACAUCCUAUUAUAAUCUAUCACAUACAUACCCCGGAUUACACACACAAGUAUACACACACACACAUUCACUCCACGUUAAUGGGAGAAGGAUGAACUUUCACAUUAUAAAUGUAACCGUUUACACCAACUGAACGAUGUACAGGUAUGUAUUCUGAUUGAGUACUCUGUAUGUGAAGCACGACAUCAUGUUAUGUGGCCGAAGCGUCAGCUGUCUGAGGUUGGGAGGACUGGUUAUUUAUCCUGAGAAGGUUGGAGUCCUACUGUUGGCUCACUUCCCUCACCCUGACGUCACCUGACUCUGGAACAUACCGCUGCUGUGUUUUCUACUGGAAAUGCACUGAGACAAUAAACAGGACUGUUUCAACUAA